Histoplasma capsulatum G186AR is the source of this 4677-nucleotide messenger RNA. RefSeq lists its product as uncharacterized. The transcript has 7 exons. Lineage: Eukaryota; Fungi; Ascomycota; Eurotiomycetes; Onygenales; Ajellomycetaceae. The record is from RefSeq and is a predicted model, not a curated record. Bases 1 to 4677 code for a protein of 1558 amino acids. Gene Ontology annotation, molecular function: protein binding.
AUGUCUCUCCGGGCUCGGUUUAAGCGCCUCUGGGGGAAACACCGGACCAGGACCCCCAAAAAUGCUACAACAACUGUGAAUGUCCGUUUAUUCUCUCUCCUAUGUGAGAACAAUAUUAACGUGCUAUCUGCCCAGGCAAAUCCGACCCCAGAAUCGCAUUUCCCAAAGUUGGUCCCAGACGAGUCGGCAAUCUUCGUUGCGGCGUCCACCACGGUGCUCGCAAGCUCAGAGAGUUUGAAAGAAACUAGAUCCCUGAAUCCCGGGCCUACACUAGAAACAAUUCACACGCAUAAUGAUACCCCUAGGUCCAGCCAGGACCUGAAAUUGAGCAGCCUCUGGGAUGAAGCAUAUGACGAGCUUCGAAAAGAAAAUGCAAAGCUUGUAGAUGCCUAUGAGCAAGACUUGUUUUCCAUUCAGAACUUGGGACAGCAAGCCCCCAAAGGCGAGGAUAGGGAGAUCCAGCUUCAGAAGCUACUAGAUUCGAAGCUUCAGAACAUUGAGAACUCGCAAAUGAAAAUUUCCAUACAUGGAAAAGACGUUGUUAUCAGAGAUCAGGCUAGGAAGGUCGUACAUUCCAUCCUUUCAGUGAAAGAUUACAUCGGAUCUAUAGCCUUCGCAGAGCCACAUGCGGCCCUAGCUUGGGCAGGAAUUUUAAUUAUUCUCCCAGUUAUUACAAAUCCAAUCACACAAGCUGAAUACGGCACUGAAGGUCUUGAAUAUAUAUCAGAACUUCUGGUUCGGUGUAAGGUAACGGAGGACACCUAUCGUGAGAACCUUGCAUGUGUGCUUGCAACUUCAAGCCCAAGCAUACCAGCAUACCUGGUGGAAUUAAAUGCCUCCUUCAGAGCUAAGACUAUCAGCAUUUACUCACAGAUACUAAAGUAUCAAAUAAGCCUCUCCCAGCAAUGUUCUCGUUCGGGACUAUUUCGCUUCUUGAGAGACUAUGUAAUUGCUGAUGAUUGGCAGGGCAUGCUGGAAAGCAUAAAAGGCACUGAGGAAGACAUCAGCAGAGUUUUGGAUUCAUUUGAUAGCAGAACUUUAAAAAAGAUAGACGAGCAAGUUUCUGUUCUUCGAAGCAACGCGGAUAAAUCCUUAGGUCUCUUGUUAGAGACUAAAGCCGGUGUUGAGAAAAUCAAUCAGGCGCAAUUGCUUGGAAAGCUCUAUCGUGCGGAGUAUGCUGCUUUUAACACAUUCACAAAAGCGGAUCGCCGACCCCCAAGAUGCCUGGAAGGUACCCGCAUUGAUAUCCUCCGCGAAAUUCAGCACUGGGGAGACGGGCAUCGUGAGGAAUGCAUGUUUUGGAUUAAAGGACUUGCCGGGACUGGCAAAUCUACCCUCGCUCGCACUAUCGCCCAUCACUUCAACGAGAAGGGGAAACUUGGUGCAAGCUUUUUCUUCUCGAGGGGCAAGAAAGAUCUGGGGGAUGCCACCGCUAUUUUGACGACUAUUGCUGUCCAGCUAGCUGAGGCGUUACCUGAUUUGAAAAAUGACAUCUGCGAUGUUAUAGAGAAGCAUGGCGAUAUUGGCCAGCAGCCAUUGUAUAACCAGUGGCGGGAACUUAUAUUCCAGCCUCUUCUUAGGUUAGAUAGAAAGCUGCUAUUGCCCAUUGUUCUGGUUUUCGUUCUCGACGCGCUUGACGAGUGCGAGGGUGAUGAGCACCUUGGUGAAAUCCUGCGCCUCCUAACCGAACUGAAAUCGCUCAAGAUCUUGCAGGUUAAAGUGCUCCUAACUAGCAGACCAGAACGAUCAAUUUAUGCUAGUUUCCGCGAACUUCCCGACAUCGUCCAUCAUGACCUAACUCUUCAUUCAGUCCCCAAAGUCGUCAUUGAUGGUGAUAUCUCGAUUUUUCUGAGAUACGAGCUGGGAAAAAUUCAAAGUAAACGACGUAUCGACACUAGCUGGCCUGGAGAUGAAAGCAUCCAAACCCUCGUUCAGCGGGCAGACCGCCUUUUCAUUUAUGCAGCGACGGUGUGCCGGUUUAUCGGCGAGUCUCGUUUUCCAGAAAAGCGCAUGAGCGAAAUCCUCAAGACCGAGUCUAUGAGUCGAUCGUCCACCAGCGAGCUUGACAAAAUGUACUCAGAGAUUUUAAAACACGUUCUCGAUGAAGGCAGCGAUGAAGACAAAGAAGAUAUGGCAGGUCUGUUCAAGCAGAUUGUUGGAUCUAUCAUCGUCCUCUUCGAGGCCCUUCCAAAAUCUGCUCUAACUUCGACGCUUGAUCUUCCAUCAACGGAUAUUACGGAAAUACUCGAAGCCCUUCACUCUGUAUUAGAUAUCCCUGAUGACGAAAACAUGCCGAUCCAACUGUUCCAUCUUUCUUUUCGUGACUUUCUCUUCAGUGAAGAAAGAUGCGCAAACCCCACAUUCACAAUCAAAGAGGAGGCUGCACAUGGCGGCUUGGUAACUAAGUGUCUCAAACUCAUGUCAAAACACUUAAAACAAGAUAUAUGCGACCUUCGACACCCCGGCACUUCCAUUGCUAACAUGAGAAAAAGCACAGUGGAAACACACCUUCCUCAAGAUCUCCAGUAUGCCUGUAAGUACUGGAUUCGCCAUCUCCAGAAAAGCCAGAUCAAGCUCCUCGACGGCGGGGAAGUUCACAUCUUUCUCCAGAAACACCUUCUUCAUUGGAUUGAAACCCUUAGCCUUAUGGAAAUUAUAUCGGAAGGAAUAGUCAUGAUUAGGGCGCUAGAAACGCUGCUGCUAGUGAUAUUUUCGCCUGACGGCCAGCUUCUUAUUUCUAAUGGCUUUGACAUUCCUAAAGCAUGGGAUACCACUACUGGCGCGCUUCGUGGCGCUUUUCCAGACAUUUCGACAAGCCUUUUUGGAGCAACUAUUUCAACGAAAGUGGCCCUGUCGCCUGAUGGUAAAUUCCUUGCUUGCACCUCCGGUUUCGAUAAUAACAUCAGACUAUGGGAUGUAAAGAGGGUUGUCUUGUGCUCCACCCUUGAGGGCCAUGAAGCUGGUGUUAGUUCGAUUGUAUUUUCCUCUAGCGGCGAGUUUCUUGCAUCGAAAUCCCGGGACAGAUGCAUCCGGAUAUGGAACAUAACAACAGGUCACGCGGAAAUCCUAUUUAAUGGGAAAGAAGGUCGAAAACCUGUAGCAACUCAAAAAUGCGAUGAUCCGGCGGAAAUAAUAUUCUCUCCAAAUGGUGACUUCAUCGCCGGUUGCAUAAAUAGCCACCAAGUUCAACUUUGGGAUGCGAAAACAUACAGUACACUCGGGUUGCUCACUCAUUCACACAAAAUCAUGAAUUUCGCAUUCUCUCCUGAUGGAAGGCUUAUCGCAUCCUCAUCCUUGUAUGGUCCAGUAAAGACUUGGGAUCCAGUCACAACGAAACCAUGCGGGAUUCUGGCACGAGUCGACUUAGGCCAAUUAAUUACAAGUUCAUCCUUUUCAUUUUCGCCAGAUGGAAAAUUGAUUGCGUGUAUAGUGAAUGGGGCGGUCGAAAUAUGGGAUCUAAAGACUUUGUCUUUCUGUGGCUCGAUUGAUAACUCCCAGGGAAUUAAACAUAUAACUUUUUCUCCGGACAGUGGACUGCUUGCGGCAAUUUCAGGGCAAUAUGUUAAGUUUUUCGAUCCCCAGACCAGAACACUAUGUGGGCUUCUUGAGGGACAUACAUCAGACGUAACUUCAGUGAAGUUUUCACCAAACGGCCAGCUUGUCGCGUCGAGCUCUUCUGAUCAUUCUGUGAGGCUCUGGGAUGCGGUGGAUAUCGGGAUUGCUGAAAUUAACGAAACUCGCAUUGCCAAGUUGAAAUUUAUAGGUAAUGGACACUCUAUCAUUUCCUAUUCGAGCGACGAGACCGUUGAGUUAAGGGAUCCGUCAACUGGCACGUCAACCUUCACGGUUCCCGAUUUUAUAACUUUUCAUGAUAAAGUGGAGUACUUUCCUUCAAAUAAUCUUUUCGCCUACGCAGAUUUCGAUACAAUAAACCUCUGGAAUAUGGUGACUGGUGAAUUCUAUGCGAGCCUUGAGGAGCCAGAUAAGGUAGUUACAACAAUCGCAUUCUCACCAGACGGGAAAAGCUUGGCGGCGUCAUAUGAAGACCAUCCCGUCGUCAUUUGGGACUUGACAAAAAAAAAGCGACGUUGCGUUCUAAGUGGACAGUUGAAGAAUGUUCAAACGCUCGUGUUUUCCUUUGACGGUCGUCUGCUAGUCGCGGAUUCAUUGUAUUCUUCAAUAUGCCUUUGGGAUCCAACAACGGGCAAGUCACUCGGCACCCUCCAAGGCAAAAUGGGAGUAAUUUCUGGCAUUGUGGUGUCUUCCGAUGCCAAGGUCAUCAUUUCUAAAUCAACUCAUUCUGUCAAAGUUUGGGACGCGAAAACCGCCCAAGUUAUCAUGGAAUCCUACAUGCUGAAUAAGAAAGUCGUAGGUGGCGUGAAAUUACCGAUUCUCUCACCUUCAUUGUCUGAGUCUCUUAAUCUGUUUCCCUUAUCCGCAUUCGAUUGGAAAGAAAACAAAUUACUGUGCUCUGCGGUUCCACUUUGUGUACGAAGGUCAUGGGUAGUUUAUGAACUAGAAGACGUUAUAUGGAUUCCCAGGCAUUACCGUGACGAUUUGGGUACCAGCAUUGCCAUACACGAUAACAGAAUUGCGUUAGCGGGUCCAUCUCAACGAUUGAUGCUUAUCAAGGUCGAUUCGAAGUUAAUCCCAUCGAAAUCGAUCCCGAUCGUAUGA